AUGUUUCGGAAGGUUGGUAAUCUCAUUAAAAAUCUCUCAUCCUUCAAAAUUUUCAGACUUUUUCCUGGCUUCUUCUGAUUAUAGCAUUCCUCAGCCUUGUUCAUCACGUAGAGGGCAAGAUAAGUAAGUUUUUGGUUUUCAUGAUCAUACUUCUACAUAGGAGGGUACACGGCGUUUCUAAUGGGGUGAGGGGGAGUUUACAAAAAGAAGUAAGUGCGCGCUGCGGAUAAUAUGACGUCACCAAUUACACUUAUUCAACGUUAAUAACUUAUUUGUUCGAUCGUCUUUGCCUUCGUACUUGAGACUUCUAUUUUCGCGCCAGGAUCAGAAUUUUUUUGACGUCUCCCACCCCGUUUUGGAACGCCGUGAGAUCUUGAAAAGUAAAAAAAAAAAAACGAAAAAUCGAAGAACAAAAAUGAAGUCUUCAGAAUCGUUCUACACUUGCAAAAGCGACCGUGACUGUCCUCCCAACUUUUAUUGCCUUAAUCACGUCUGCACCCUUCGAUCGGCUCCACGACCUUCAGGUCCAAAAUUCCCAUACGGACCUUGGGGAUAA
Molecule: messenger RNA, 556 nt
Organism: Caenorhabditis auriculariae
Lineage: Eukaryota; Metazoa; Nematoda; Chromadorea; Rhabditida; Rhabditidae
Source: the annotation of a GenBank genome assembly